This is a messenger RNA of Suillus bovinus, 2936 nucleotides long. Its product is annotated as SGT1-domain-containing protein. Lineage: Eukaryota; Fungi; Basidiomycota; Agaricomycetes; Boletales; Suillaceae. The coding region runs from base 79 to 2700 and encodes 873 amino acids. The record is from RefSeq and is a predicted model, not a curated record. Gene Ontology annotation, cellular component: nucleus. The transcript has 12 exons.
CACAGUCCUGACAAUCUUCAGUCUCCCCUAGUCAGUGGUUCCAUAAAAUAAACGACGAUCUUAAACAAGGGUUUAUCUAUGGCGAUGGAUAUUUUCAAUCGCCCACCUUCGAUCUCAGAGGACACAAUUCAGUACACCCUUUAUCCCCCUCCGGCAUUGGGCGAAAAGUCAUCUGUGACGACACUCGCAGCAUGCGUACAAGCAUAUGUCUCCGAGCUUUUGCCAGAUUUUAUCUGGCACAGAGACCCUUUCGAGGUAAAAGUUGUGAAGGACGUGAAUUCUGCUCCAGCUAGGGACAACAAGUGGAUGCUUGAAGGGCGUAUGCGCGUCGGGGACUCCGUCGAUGACGAGUGGUGCGUCGUCUGGAUCCUACGGGAGAUCAGCAAGAAGUGGGAUUUUGCUAUCAGUGUGAUAGAUUCUGACGGGGAGUUUCUCCUCAUUGAGGCAGCCGAAGCCCUGCCCUCAUGGGUCAAACCUUCCAACUCCGAGAAUAGGGUCUGGAUAUAUAGUGGAAUUUUGCACCUCAUACCUCUCCAACACAUAUCUGCUCCAAGUAAACCGAAAAGAAGACGCAUAUUCCCUGGGUCAAAAGACUGUGAUGAUGAAGAUGACAUUGUUGGUGAUGACCUCGAGGAAUAUUUGGCCAUCGAUGACGCACUGAAGUUGGUCCGCGAUGCAACUCUCGAAACUCGUGCACCCCGCACACGUACUUCGAGGUAUCCUGCAGCUGCCAAAAGUCAUGUGCAUAUCACCAAAGCGUACAUUCCGCUCGACAUCGCUCGCGCUUUAUCCGUAGACCCUUCCUUGGUACAAAAGCCUGUGGAGACAUUCUACACACGUGAUGCCGUCCAACUACGAGCUGCUCAUCGCAUGAUGCGGUUCCCUCCUCACUCUGCCGUACUCACCACAGCAUAUGCACAACUUGUUGGACAAAAAUUUUAUCCUCCAAAGAUAUUCGGUCAAUUUAAGGAACGUGAGGGCAGCGAUGUCUGGCGUUGGAGAGACAUAGGUAUGAAGCUGGCUUGCGGUUUCGAAAUGAUCUACCAAGAAUCGAAGAGUCGUGCUAACAUCACAAGUAAGACCAGUGAGGUGCUCGAGUCAUCGGCAGAAGCACGCAAAGAAGCACUUCGCCGAUCAUCCGACUAUAAGGCCUAUAUCACAAAUCUACUCUCAAGCGGCUACUUCCGGGGUGAAGUCGAAGACUCGCAGCUUUGGAAUGAACUGGAAAAUAAAGCCGCUGAUGCGUUCAUUCAGGUUCGGCAAGAAGACGACGCUACUCGUCCUUCAUUCGCAGCACUGUUUAACUCAGCAUUGUCCAUCGCCCCGGAAUACCUCACUGAGAUGCCUGACGAGACUGAAGACUCGGAUGACUGGAUGAACGUAGAUGCAGCCAACUUUGAUGACAUGCUGGAGCGGACACGUUCCCAACCGCAGUCUCAAGAGAUGGAUGUCGAUUCCACGUGCGAUGAGGUACAGGAAAGGAUAGCUAAGGAACAGGCAAACAAACUGCAGGACCUUGCAACCAAGGUGCAGAAGUUUGUUGAAGGAGAGGGUGAUGUAGAGGGUGCUAGGUUUGAAGAUGAGGCUUUCUCAGACGACGAAGACGAUGGAGGUAGUGCAGACGAAGAAGACGAACAGAAUUUCAGUGACGAGAAAUUUUCAGACUCGGACGAUGAAGAUGAGCCAGUUGCUGACGAAGCUGCACGUCAAGAAGCGAUGGCAAAGCUCGUGCCUGCCCUUUCAGAAGCCGAGUAUGGACAGAUGCCCGCUUCAUUCAACACUCAGCGUGUUUCCAAAGUUACUAUCGAGACUGAAACAGUCGAGGACAAUUCAGCUAUAACACAAAUUCCGGCCUGCGAACCCGCUUUAGAAAUCGCAUCGCCAGCUCGCACUCGGUUUAUACGACCACCCAUUCUGCCCCGCGACAAGUAUGAGGGUGUAGAUUCUGAUGAUGAAUCAUCUAGCUCUGAUCCACUUGCUGGUGGAGAUGAGGAAGAUGUGGAGUCAGAGGAGGACCGCCCGCAGGUCGUCGGCGAUAUCGAAGUUGACAUGGAUGAGGAAGAAGCGGAGUUCCUGGAGUUUUCAAGGCAAGCUUUGGGUAUAUCUGACCAACAGUGGGGAGACAUCAUCAAGGAUAGGAAAGGACGAGGAGCUUUUGUUCCCGCUAGCAUCAUGGUGGAAAACACAAUGUCUACCUCAACAAGAUCAUCGAACAAUGAAUCUGAUUCCUUCGCGCCACCAGCACAGGGACGGCAACCCGUCCCUGGCCCGAGGCCGAAUGUGAAUCCAAAUCUGGAUUCCUUUGAAGCUGUUAUGCAAGUUAUGGAUGCUGAAUUGAAUCAGUCUCGCCAGACAGCCCUGAAAAAGAAGAAAGGGAAGGAGAGGGUUCCAACCCUCCCUACAGGCGACCCUGAAAUCCCCGGCAAAAAAGGCAUCUCCAAAUCGAAUCUAAUGGAUGAAGACGGUGAGGAGGAUCUAGAUGUCGAAGCUCAAAUGGAGGCUGAGCUCAAGGCCAUGCUCGAAUACGGAGGCGUAGAUAUGGAGGAACCUGACUCUGGCGAGGAGGAGGUGCCGAUGGACUACAACCUUAUCAAGAAUUUCUUGGAAAGUUUCAAGAGUCAAGGGGGUCUUUCUGGACCUGUGGGAAAUCUUGCUGGCCGGUUGCAGCCAGGAUGGACAUUUCCAAGGGAUGAUUCAUAAUUUAUUGCACCGCCUACAUGCAGACUGUUGGGAACUGAGAUAGGGAAAUCUAUGGAAGUGUCAAUGGCAUUUUCCAGCAGUUGUAACGGCGACUGAGCUGUCUAUUCUUCGUACCUUGUGAGAAACCCGUACUGUCACUACUGUGUACUAUUUAGUUGUGUGUAGCUGAACUGCUCGUACAUGUGCCACAGUUAUUAUUACCAAUCUAAUCUUAUCUAUGUAAAACUGAACCCCUA